AUGGCUUCAACAAUCCCAUGUGGGUCUUGUAAUGUUGGGGCAAUUCAGAAUUUAGGUUUGAUACCGUCGGUGAAUCAGAAUUUCGUAUCUGUUCGACCCGUAGUUAAGGCACCUAGAAGGCGUUUGUAUGUAGUGAGGGCCAGUGAAACGCGUGAUGGACCAAUGAAAAAGAUGGGGAUGAGUGAUGAGGAUUGCGAAGCUGCCGUGGUGGCCGGAAAUCCACCGGAAGCACCUCCGGUGCCCCCGAAACCAGCUGCACCCAUUGGGACUCCUGUCGUGCCUUCACUUCCACUCAAUCGGCGCCCUCGACGCAAUCGUAAAUCAUUGGCGAUGAGAGCAGCCUUCCAAGAAACGACGUUAGCACCUGCUAACUUUGUUUACCCACUUUUUAUUCAUGAAGGUGAAGAGGACACACCUAUUGGAGCUAUGCCUGGAUGUUAUAGGCUUGGAUGGAGACAUGGACUUGUGGAAGAGGUGUCAAAGGCCAGGGAUGUUGGUGUUAACAGUGUCGUGCUCUUCCCAAAAGUUCCAGAUGCUUUAAAGUCUCCCUCAGGAGAUGAAGCAUACAAUGAAAAUGGAUUGGUGCCUCGAGCAAUUCGGUUGCUUAAAGACAAGUACCCUGAUCUUGUUAUAUACACUGAUGUCGCUUUAGAUCCAUAUUCCUCAGAUGGACAUGAUGGUAUUGUCAGAGAAGAUG
Molecule: messenger RNA, 697 nt
Organism: Ilex paraguariensis (yerba mate)
Lineage: Eukaryota; Viridiplantae; Streptophyta; Magnoliopsida; Aquifoliales; Aquifoliaceae
Source: the annotation of a GenBank genome assembly